Messenger RNA from Neurospora tetraspora, 939 nucleotides. RefSeq names its product bola protein. The record is from RefSeq and is a predicted model, not a curated record. The transcript is spliced from 2 exons. Gene Ontology annotation, cellular component: mitochondrial matrix. The coding region runs from base 340 to 828 and encodes 162 amino acids. Lineage: Eukaryota; Fungi; Ascomycota; Sordariomycetes; Sordariales; Sordariaceae.
GUUGCCGGCGGCAACCAUAUCUUGCCGACCCGGCAAGGAUAGUGGGGUAUACGUCGGCUUGGAGAUGUUUCAGCCAAUCAAAGCUUCCAAAAGAUUGAUGACCGAGCCGGAGCAAGAAGCUCUCCGCACAUUGCCGGAUGAACUUCACGAUCGAGACGAACACCGCAGUGACAUCAGUUGACAUACUCGUCAUCCCAUCCCAGAAUUGCAUUGUCGUCCGAACGAGCGAUUCAAAUUCAACCUUGAAGCAUAACAUCCAUCAACUCUACCCCAAACUCAAGCUGCCAAAUAAUCCUCCCUGUUAUUCGCCUACCACCCCCGCUCAACACCAGCUUCACCAUGAUUUGCAGAGCCUGCCUUCAUGCUAGCAGAGCUGGCCUCCGCUCCGAGGCUUCUCAAAGACUCGCCUCUCUCCAACAGCCAAGCAGGGCUCUCUCUUCGCUGGCUUCUACACGCUCCGCUGCUCCUGCCGCCUACUCUACCUCUGCUCUUCUUCAACAGCGCGCCCUUCAGACCCCGGCUCGCCUUGCCUCGAGGACAUACUCUACCGCGGCUUCAGAACAACCUGCCAGCGCUGUCCCUGAAAAGCCAGAAGACCUGGACGAGGGAGAGGCCCAGGUCUGGGACAUCUUGAUCCGCGAGUUUGCGCCCACCAACCUCGUCGUGCGAGACAUCUCGGGAGGCUGCGGCUCCAUGUAUGGCGUCGACAUCUGCUCCGAGAAGUUCCGCGGCCUCAACAUGCUCAAGCAGCAACGUCUGGUCAAUGCCGCCCUCGGCGAACUGGUCAAGCAGUGGCACGGCGUCCAGAUCAAGACGAGCGUGCCUUGAAGAAAGAGACAGAGGAGGAAAAGAGAAGGAUGAAUUGUUUUAUUACCAUAUACACCAGUCGAUACCCAAUGAACAACCGCACCAGAGCUCUUGAAUGGCCGCACUUCCCUA